Molecule: messenger RNA, 1131 nt
Organism: Armigeres subalbatus
Lineage: Eukaryota; Metazoa; Arthropoda; Insecta; Diptera; Culicidae
Exons: 1
Coding region: 1-1131 (376 amino acids)
Source: RefSeq, a predicted model, not a curated record
AUGCUGAAGGUUAAGGACACUUGGGGACGAAAUCACAUAGCAAGGGCUAUUUUGGACUCUGGAUCGCAGGUUAAUCUCAUGUCGGAACAUCUAUGUCAAUUGCUCAAGUUGCAGAGAAGCGAUAAAAGGGUAGAGAUCAGUGGAAUAGGACGUUCUCGGAAACAAGUAGCAUACGAAGUGUCCACAGUCAUCAGUUCUCGUAUUCAAGACUUCUCACAGUCGAUGAACUUUUUGGUAAUGGCACAAAUUACUGAUGAUCAGCCUUCUUCGUCUUUACCGUUUACUAAUUGGAAACCUCCAUCGGAAAUGGAGUUGGCAGAUCCCGAAUUCUUCCACUCUGGUCCGAUUGAUAUUGUCCUAGGCUCACAAUUCUUCUAUGAUUUUCACCUUCUUCACGGUGGCCGGCUACAAAUACGAAAAUUCGACGGUACACUACCAGUGUUUGUCAACACCGUAUUUGGAUGGGUAGCAGCAGGUGAAUCGGAAUGUAACGGAAGAGCUUCAAGCGUCAGUUGCCAUCUUGCGAUAAUGGAUUCAUUAGAUAAAAGCAUUGAAAGGUUUUGGAACAUAGAGGAGCUAAUCAAUAAGAAACCAAGGUCACUCGAGGAAGAAGAUUGCGAAGCUCAUUUUCAAGAAACUGUUACACGUGAUGAAGAUGGAAGAUAUGUUGUUCGAUACCCAAAACGUAUUGGCUUCGAAGAGAUGAUUGGUGAAUCGAAGAGUAUUGCAUUGCAACGAUUCCAACAAUUAGAAAGACGAUUAGGACGAGAUGCUGAACUCCAGAAGCAGUACCGUGAAUUCAUGCAAGAGUAUAUCCGUUUAGGACACAUGAAGUUUGCUGGCACAAUUGAGAAUGUGGAAGAUCAUGAGCGCACGGUGUGCUACCUUCCACACCACCCCGUUUUUAAGGAAUCGAGUACCACCACGAAGCUACGUGUGGUUUUCGACGGUUCAGUAAAGACAUCUACUAAUUGUUCGCUCAACGACGCUCUCCUUACAGGACCGGUUAUUCAAGAUGAUCUUCUAGAUUUGAUGGUUCGCUUUCGGAAAUAUCCAAUUGCUCUGGUGGCGGAUGUGGAAAAGAUGUACCGGCAGAUCCGUAUUCAUCCAGAGGACACUUGUCUCCAAUGA